Penicillium cinerascens is the source of this 723-nucleotide messenger RNA. RefSeq lists its product as uncharacterized. Bases 1 to 723 code for a protein of 240 amino acids. Gene Ontology annotation, cellular component: endoplasmic reticulum membrane; endoplasmic reticulum. Gene Ontology annotation, biological process: 'de novo' protein folding. The record is from RefSeq and is a predicted model, not a curated record. The transcript has 3 exons. NCBI's taxonomy places the organism in Eukaryota, Fungi, Ascomycota, Eurotiomycetes, Eurotiales, Aspergillaceae.
AUGAUUUGGAUUUGGAGUCUGUUGGCGACUGUCAGUGCGGCUGUUACUGUCGAUGACAUAGUCGGGACAUGGACGACCAAGUCUCAACAGGUCCUCACGGGCCCGGGAUUCUACGAUCCGCUCAAUGACCGACUGAUAGAGCCCGACCUGACGGGCAUUUCCUACUCGUUCGAUGCCGACGGAAACUAUGAGGAGGCGUUCUACCGCGCCCUGGCCAAUCGUGAGUGGAUCCGAUCUAUGAUCUAUACAGAACUGACCGACGAAGCCACCGACCCCGAAUGCCCCAGUGGCAUCAUGCAGUGGCAGCAUGGCUCCUACAAGCUGUCCGCUAAUGGAUCUUUGGCCCUCCACCCUAUUGCAGUGGACGGCCGUCAAUUGUUGUCGGAACCGUGUCGACAGGAUUUUGGCGCGUACACUCGAUACAACAACACCGAGCACUUCAAGGAAAUCUCCGUAUCCAUCGAUAAGUACCAUCGAGCCCAACGCCUCGACUUGAUCAAGUCCAACGGCGAGAAAAUACAACCCAUGUACCUGGCAUAUCGGCCUCCCAAGAUGCUUCCCACCCACACAUUGAACCCGGUGCCUACUAGCAAAAAGAAGCGUGAUCUGUCUGGAGCUGGUAUUCAUCAGGCUAUCAGGGAGGAAUUGAUCAAUCCGGACCGAUGGUGGUGGUUCGGUGUGAUGAUGACUUCUCUUGGCGGCAUCGCCUUUUUCUUCUCUUAA